Trichomonas vaginalis G3 is the source of this 590-nucleotide messenger RNA. RefSeq names its product protein of unknown function, DUF4106 family. Lineage: Eukaryota; Parabasalia; Trichomonadida; Trichomonadidae. The annotation marks the transcript as partial. The transcript has a single exon. The record is from RefSeq and is a predicted model, not a curated record.
AUGCCACGUAAGCUACGUAAGAAUAUACGUAAGAGGAAGGGAGCAUUGAAACAUCCAAUAGUAAAACUGACACCACAACAACAGUUGCAACAACAAAUGAUGAAUGACCCCACUAUGUUGCAACAAAUGUCAAGCAACCCUAUGCUUUUAAACCGAGUUAUUGGUGCACAGAGUGGAGGUUUAAGAGCGGCACUUUUAGCGAAAAUGGCAGGCUAUGGUGGAGCUGCAGACGGAACAGCUUAUAACCCUCAAAGUCAAAUGAAUUUGAGUUCACUCAAAAAUCAAAUAACAGAUGUCAAAAAGUCAAACAUAGACAUACAGAAACAAAUAAGUGAAAACGAAAAGAAACUAGAAUAUGACAGACACACAAAGAAACUAAAUGAGUUAAACGUAGAGAAAAAGAAGAAAGAAGAACAACUGAAAGAACUAAGUACAGAGGAAUAUGCGAAAAAAGUGUCAGAAAAAGCAGCAGAAGUAGCAAAAAUGGAACAAGAUGUUAUAAAUUUGAAAAACCAUACUACUCAAUAUAAAGUACUGAAAGAUGAAGAAAUAAAACAAAAAGCCCUGAAGACAUAUAUGGAUAGCGAUGA